AUGUCGGAUCUUUCUCAGGUGGCCUUUAAUUCAGCGCGCGAUCUACGGCCUCCCAAAGAAAGUAGUGGCUCUGGAGUGUCUGAUAAAAUCUCUCGUCUCAAAAAUAACCAUCUUUCCCGAGUCAGGUCUCAUGGAAAUAAUAAUAGUAGCAACCACUUGGCAACAAUUGUCAGCAAAGACGGCAUAGACAGCUUAGAAACAGACACUGAUUUGAAUCAGAAUGAUGUUUCUGGAGACACUCUUUUAGGCACCCCACUGAAAAAGUCCAAGUCAAACUCAAGCUACAUUUCUGUCAAAGAAGCCUCAAGACCUCCUAUGCCUCCCCUUCCAGCAGCUACUCUGGCCCCACCAGAUACUGGAACUUCCUUUUUCUCUUCUGUUCUUUCAGCUGCUGGGAACGUUCUUCGUGGCACUUCAUCUUCUCACGGCUUAGAACAUAAAAGGUCUCUUUCGGAUGGUACUUUUUUCCGUCUCCACGAUACUUCUUCAUAUUACCACAACAAUGACUUGAAUAAGCGUUCUCUCGAUGAUCUCACCGACUCAAGCAUGCGUACUACCGCAGAGUCAGAUACUGCCUCGGCUUUCUCUGGAGUGCCUGAGCUGCGUGUCGAGCCUGCCCCUGCACGACCAUCCAUUGAUACAAUUGGUCAUGGUGAAUUGUCGUUAGAAGCAUUAGGUCUGACGCCGGUUUUAACUGCGCCGCCUCAAGCCGCAACCAUGACAUUUCCCUCUGCUUCCGCGCAACCAACUGGAAUUCCAAUUCUUAAUCUUCCAGGGCGCGGAGCGGAUGCAAACAAUUUUGGUCAACAGGGGGGAGGAUUUUCAAAUACUCAAACUUCCGCGGGUAACCGAUCAUCCGGGACAUUUAUUCCUCCGCCAAACCAUGUUGUUUCUGGUGGUGGUGGUGGUAGUGGGUCAGGACCUACAGUUAUGAGCUCCAUUCCAGUUGCUCCUCCUCCUGCAGCUGCUACCGCAAUCUCGGCUACGCCUAGCCAACAAUACUACCACAGCCCCCAACUACAAGGUGUAUCGUCUUCAUCAGUACCUCCAAUCACAACAGCACCGGGUUCAGUAGGAACAACAGCCGGAGAUGUAGCUACUUCGGAUAUUCCAGUACUUAAUAUUCCGGAACUUGUUGUUCAACAACCGGAACGCACCUCAACUCCGCAAUUUACUGUGCAGAAUCCGGAUGCCAACCUUUCUGGCUUGAACCUUAAUGUCACUGAUGCAUCAGCUGCUGCGCCCAAGAAGCACGACGACUUGCCACUUUUGAAUCCCAUCACUGGGUUGCCUGGCCCCUCUUCUUUAUUUUCCCCCGACCAACAACGCCAACCUAUUUCUUCUUCUUCCACCAUAUCUCGACCAACUUCUCCAGCUAACCCUUCUGGAGGUAUUUCAUCUGCUAUCGCUGCCUCUUCUCUUGCAAUGGCUUCCGCAGCUCUCCCUAUGGCUACGGACCAAAUUACUCACAGCAAAUCUUUCAGUGGUCCUCACACUCAUUCCACUCUUGCUACCAGCAACUCAUUUCGUCGUUCUGCUCGCGACCGGUCAUCGCUUGACGGAGCGAUUGUUCCUGGAACAGUUACUAGUUUUUUGCGCUCCCCCUCUGGAUCUCUUCGUGGUCGGCGUAGACGCAAGUCUAGUGAUAUUUCACCUAUACGGUUGAACACUUUAGUCAUGGAUAAUGAAAAAUCAGAUGGAGACGAUGUCGUCAACAAUACUACUUCUGCUAUGCAACCAGUGUCAACCAAUACAAUUCUUGGCAAUCGGCGGUCAGCAUAUAAGGGCCAUUUGGUGGGAUUUGCAUAUGCCAACAAACGACGCAAUCAAGAAUUUCACCGCUUAUUUCGAUCCUUGCCACCAUAUGAUCUUUUGCUUGAUGAUCACAGUUGUGCUCUCAGCAAGGACAUUUUAAUCCAAGGUCGCAUGUACAUUUCUGAGCACAAUGUGUGCUUUAACUCCAACAUUUUGGGCUGGGUGACAACGCUUGUCAUUGGGUUUGACGAAAUUGUUGGACUUGAAAAGAAAAUGACUGCUGGGCUAUUCCCCAAUGGUAUUACGAUUCAAACUUUGCAUAACAGGUACUCAUUUGCAAGUUUCAUAUCUAGAGACAGUGUCUACGAAUUUCUCAUGUCUAUUUGGAAACAAGCUGGUUCACGUGCUGAACAGAAUGAAUCAGGGUCGGGUGAUGGCAAUCAGUAUUUGACUGAAGACAAUGACUUUUCUGGAGACAGUGAUGAUGAUAGUGACAGUGAAACUGAUGAUGACAAUGAAGAUGAUGACGAAGAUGGAGACUCUUCUGGCUACGAGGAGAGUGGAUCUGAUUUGUCAUCUGUUUCAUCGGUUGAGUCGGAGGAUGAAUUUGGAGAUUCUGUACGCUCGCCACGGACCGCUACUGCUGGACACGAGGGUCCUAAUGGUGGCGGGCGCAAGUCUUUCCAUGAUGGGAGGGAAAAUGGUGGGUCUGAAGGUGCCAAUGGAGGAGGUGAAGAUGGUGGCAGUGGUGGUAGUAGUGGCGGUAAUGCCAAUGGAGGAGCAUCUGGUGGUGGUGGACCAGGAGAUGAUGGGAAUGGUGGUCGCAAGUGGCCUGUGUCCAAUCUUGGGCCUGAAACACAUGCACCUUCCAACCCCAAUUAUGAUUACAAUGCAGCUGGAGAAAAGCUAUUAUUGACUGAAACCAUUAAGGCGCCGCUUGGGGUUGUUGUUAAUUUACUUUUUGGCAAUGACGUCACAUGGCUGACCAAGUUUAACACUGACAAUCAAAAGAAUUUUGACCUGGCACAUUUUGGCGCGUUCAGUUCUCUUGCGCCGGAGGGGUUUCGAAAGUACGAGUACACUAAGCCAAUCAAUGGGUCGAUUGGACCGAAGCAGACGCGGUGCAUUUGCACGGACAAUAUUGAGAAGUGGGACUUGGAGAGUCAUGUUUCAGUGACGACAUCUACACAAACUCCGGACGUGCCUAGUGGAAAUAGUUUUUCUACCAAGACUAGAUAUACGAUUUGGUGGGCAGGCAACAACCAUACGACAUUGAUGCUAACUUACAAGAUGGAAUGGACUGGGCGCAGUUUGGUGAAGGGACUGAUUGAAAAGGGGACGCAGGAUGGUCAGAUGGAGUUUGCUAAGGCACUUGUUGAAGAGCUUAAUGGAACGGUCAAGGCUGUUGCUGGUCCCAAAGUUGGUGGAGCAGCGGCAGCUGGGGGCAAGAAGGGUAAGGCUGGGAAGAAGGUCAAGACCAAAGGCAAGAGCAAGAAGGCUGGUGCUGGAGAAGCGGAGGAGACUAGCAGGAGAGAACGGGAGAAGGCGGAGCGGGAGGCUAGAGAAGCAGCGGCUAGAAGGGCAGCAGCAGAGAAGAGUUAUGUUUCGAUUGUGCUUGAUAUGUUAUUGUCGAAUCCGAUUGACAUUGUUCCGAUUCCCACGUGGGGGUUUGUGUUGAUUGGUGUGUUUAUUUUGUGGUUAUUUGGAGCCUUUAGCAGUGGAGGAAGUAACAAGUAUGGUCAGUAUGACGACUUGGAAAUUCCAUUUUCGCAGUUUUUGGAUGCUCGGUCUGGGCAAUAUGAUAUUGAGCCUGAGGGUCAAAGCCGGGCUUCAUCGUGGUCAUUUGGGAAAAAGACGAAGAAACAAGGUCGUGGAGAAGAUGCUGGAGUCAUGUACCCAAUAGGUGCUUAUGGAGCGAGACUUGCGCGGAUCCGGCUGGAAGAGGAGUAUUUAUUGUGGAGUUGGAUUGAGGACCGGUCACGGUUUUUGGGGCAUGACAGUUCGCGACUUGUGGAUUAUGACAAGUUUGUGAAGCAGCAAGAAGAGGAUACGAAGAAUGGGGGUGGCAGUAGUGCAAGUGCAAGUACAAGUACAAGUACGAGUACAAGUAAAAGUAAAAGUAAAAGUGCAGUUGGUGCCGGUAGUGGUGGAUAUAGCAAGGAUUUGAGAGUCAAGUACCGGGACCAAACGUUGAAGGAGGCGGUUCGGUUGACGGAGCUUCGACUUGCUGAGAUUAAGCGGCGGUAUGAAGUUUGA
Magnusiomyces paraingens is the source of this 4011-nucleotide messenger RNA. RefSeq lists its product as uncharacterized. Gene Ontology annotation, cellular component: endoplasmic reticulum-plasma membrane contact site; mitochondrion; cortical endoplasmic reticulum. Gene Ontology annotation, molecular function: sterol transfer activity; sterol binding. Bases 1 to 4011 code for a protein of 1336 amino acids. The record is from RefSeq and is a predicted model, not a curated record. Gene Ontology annotation, biological process: intracellular sterol transport. The transcript has 2 exons. NCBI's taxonomy places the organism in Eukaryota, Fungi, Ascomycota, Dipodascomycetes, Dipodascales, Dipodascaceae.